Messenger RNA from Monoraphidium neglectum, 1035 nucleotides. RefSeq lists its product as hypothetical. The transcript has 2 exons. The coding region runs from base 1 to 1035 and encodes 344 amino acids. The record is from RefSeq and is a predicted model, not a curated record. NCBI's taxonomy places the organism in Eukaryota, Viridiplantae, Chlorophyta, Chlorophyceae, Sphaeropleales, Selenastraceae.
AUGGGGCUCAACCGGGAGGGAGACCUCUGCCUGGACCUCCUGAGCGGCAGCUACAUCUGGCUGCGCCGCGUCCGGGAGGGCGUGGGCAAGGCACAGGGGGACAAGGGGGACGACGGCGCCGGCGGCGGCGGGGCCGCCGCUGCGGCGGCAGACGCCGGCGACCUGGUCGGCAGCGGCGGCGCCGCCAGCGGCCCCUUUGACCCCGAGUCAUGGCCGCCGCUGGACCCCGAGGCGCAGUACGUGGUGACCCUCCAGCUUCCGGGCGGCCAGCACGUGCCCCUGACCCACUCGCGGGUCACUGACGAAGGCCUCUUCGGCCUGGGCCCCCCCACACCCACGGCUGGUGGCGGCGGCGGCGGCGGCGGAGCCAGCGGCGGCGCGAGAUCGCCCUCGGUUGCCCCCAAAGCGGAGGAUGGUGGCGGCGGCGGGCGCAGCGCUGCGCAGCGGGCCAAGUCGGCCUCUGCGGUUCAGGCUGUGCAGGUGCCGCUGGCCCGCGCCAUAGCGAGGGCCGAGGCCAUCGCGGGGCGCCUGCAGGCGCGCCGGCUGGCCUUCCUUUCGCAGCGGCAGGCGGCGCGCAUCGUCGGCGCGGUCGGCGGGUGGAAGAUCGGGGGCCACUACGAGGGGCACCACACAACGCCGGCAGGCGCGCGCCAGCUGGAGGUGCUGCGGGAGCACGGCCUGCCCGUCAGCCGCCGCUACACCGCCCUGGACGCCCACCGCGAGCUCACGCGCCACCUCAAGUCACGCGGCCUGCCGGACCCGCCCGCCACGCCGGCGCAGGCCGCGCGCAUGCGCGAGCUGGGCCUGGACGGCGGCGACCCCGCUGCCGCUGCCGGGGGGACGGCCCCGGCCCUCACGUUCGCGCAGGCGCGCGCGCGCCUGUUCAGGGCGGCGGUCGCGGAGGAGGAGGCCGAGGCGGGCGGCGCGCUGUCGUCCGUGAAGCGGCGGCCCAGGUGGCAGAGGGAGCGGCGCGGCAUGACCUUUGAGGCGCUGAAGAAGCGGGCCAAGCGGCAGGGGCUGCGGCACAUGGUCUAG